This is a messenger RNA of Drosophila suzukii, 2994 nucleotides long. The record is from RefSeq and is a predicted model, not a curated record. Lineage: Eukaryota; Metazoa; Arthropoda; Insecta; Diptera; Drosophilidae.
AAAGUCAAGGAGAUACAGUCGUGAAAGUCAUCAAGGAGCAAGAUCGAGACGUUCAGUAUAGCAUAAGUCUCCGAAUUCAGACACAGGUAGCUGAGGUUCUUAAGAGAAAAAUACACGGCUUAGUUGAGUGAAGACUCGUCAGACGGUUACCCGAAAAAAAUAACCACUCGUAAAACCGACGUAUUCUGUCGAUCCUGACGUGGAGUCAACUGAUUUUUGCGCCCGACGGUUGUCUGAGGCGUUCAAUUUCAACUAGGAGGCGUUAGGCUCGGGAAGAGUAUCCUGCCGGUCCUGGCAAUUCUGCCCAUCUUGCCGAUCCUGACGUGGUGUUGACUGGCUGUAGCGCCCGACGGCUGAAAAGCGCAGCCAUUGCACUAUGGGGAAAAUUACCACUUUAUCUGGCAUUUGCAUGUUUUUUAAAAGUUUUCUAAUUACGACAAUUUUACUGUUAACGCAUUAAGAAAACAUCAGACUGUUAUGCCCCAAACUCAAAAUGUUAAAUUUAACAGUCCCCUGUUAGAAAAACGGCUGUUAAGUCAGCUGUUGCAAUCGAAAGCACGUGCGGCUAAGUUGUGUGAAUUUGUACGCUGAGUUUGGAUUUUAAUAUUUAAUGAUGGAACAACAACUAGAGGAAAACCAAAACAUGAAUGCUGAUCUCGCAGUUUUCUAAGAGCUUCCUUAGCUGAAUUUUUAGAAACAAAUUUCAACUUUGGAAAGGAUUAUCUAAGAGAGUUUAGAAUUGUUUAAGUGUUUGUCCAAGUGAUUGUUGUAGCGUUGUCAAUUCUGAGUUUACAGGAAUUGGUCCUAAUGUCAUAUUUUUCCAUAUUUUGGCGGAAUUUGCAUUUUUAUUAGGUAACCUCACUUUUUCCAACGUCGACUUGUUUGCAGUGUGGAAUAGCGAGAGGGGCCGGCACGAGCGAGAGAAGGCCGUUCAAAGAUAUUUUGAACUGCAUGCGUGCAAUAAUGUGGAUGAUAAUAUUUUAAAACAUAAAAGUCACCAAUUUUGCAACAAUUUGUAUUACAACUGGCUUAAAUGUCAUAGCUCUUAUAAGAACUUCGAAACAAAACAUUCCACAUGGAUGAAAGGCAACACAACUUUGCCUUUAAAAAAAAGUAACAGACCAGUUGGACGACCACUACUUCCAUUUGAAUCGAAAGGCGAAAGGGCUCAAAGACUGCAAGCAGCGGAACUUUCCAAAUUCCAAGGGGACGAUGUUUUUUUUCUAGUACAUGCAGCAACCGCAGCUGCCCGGAAACAAGGACUACAUGAUCUUGCUGCAGUUCUUCAAAUACUAGGAAGUACCCCGGAAAAAGCCAAGCAAGUCAGAGAAGGAUUGACAAAGCCCGUUGAUCAGCCUAUAAGUGCGUCCAAAGACGAAGCGUUGGCAUUAAUUUUGGAUCAAGGAUUGACCAAGGAGCAGUACUGUUCUAUCCGAGAUGACAUUCGUAAGAGAAAUGUGGAUAUCUACCCAAUUUAUAAAAAUGUGGCAGAGCAAAAGAAGCAAUGCAGACCAGGCAAAAUCAAUGUAUCAGAGACUGUAGCCAAGGUCUCUCUGCAAGACCUUUUGGAACACACAGCUUUUCGGAUUGUGACACUUCAAAAAGAUGUUAUCCAUGGUGUAUUGGCCAAUCAGCACACUGAUUUUUUAUCUGCUGAGCUCAUCGUCAGCUACGGAUUCGAUGGAAGUACUGGACAGGCGAACUAUAACCAGGCAUACGCAGAUAAAAGAUCGUGUAACGGAGACUCAUGCCUUUUUGCCACUACCAUAAUGCCUCUUCGACUCAUAGACUCAUCCGGAAAUUUGUUGUGGAACAAUCGCACCCCUCAGUCCAUUAGGUUUUGUCGUCCACUAAAAUUGGAGUUUCUCAAAGAAACAAAAGAAGUCAUUUUAGAAGAGAGCAGGGACAUACAAUUGCAAAUUGAAAUGUUGAAGUCAACGAUGUUUAAGGUAUCUUUAAACGAUACUCAAUUUGUGUAUGUAAGAUUCAGUCCAUAUCUCACUGCCAUUGAUGGAAAAGUUCUGAAUGCAUUAACGGACACAAAAUCAUUUCAAGCAUGCCCCAUAUGCCACUCGAGCCAAAGAGAUUUCCUUGGAAAUAAAAAUUUCAAGUGCUUAAAAUUUUUGCCAGUUUCAGACAAUCUGAAAUAUGGAGUAAGCCCACUUCAUUGCUGGAUAAGAAUUUUUGAGUUCGUCUUGCAUGCUGGGUAUAAGCUGGAGGUAAAGAAAUGGCCAAUUACUGAUCCAUGUGACAAGCAAGCGAUGCUAAAACGAAAGGCAAGUAUACAGGAAAUGUUUUGGGCAAAACUGGCUUUGAAAGUCGAUAAGCCGAAGCAGGGGGGUUUUGGAAAUACAAAUACCGGAAACACUGCACGUCGCGCGUUUGCCAACUUCAAAAAAUUUUCCGAAAUAACUGGAGUUGAUCAACAAAUAAUCUACAAUUUGAGGAUCAUUUUGAUAUGUUUGUCUUGUCAAUUGCCAAUAAACUUAGAAAAAUUCGAGGCAUACUGUCACCAAACUGGCGAAAUGAUUGUGGACAGUUAUCCAUGGCUCCCCAUGACACCAACACUCCAUAAAAUUAUUGUGCACUCAAGGCAAAUCAUGGAAAAUACGGUGCUUCCAGUCGGCUGUUUUGGUGAAGAAGCGUCUGAGUCCCGCAACAAAAUUUAUAAAUCGGAUAGACUUCAUCACUCCAGAAAGCACAGUCGAUUUGAAUCUUUAGGCGAUGUGUUUAAACGAGCUUUGGAUACAUCAGAUCCAGUGAUUUCUUCCCUAAAUUUAUCGCGACGCAUAAAAAAACAUAAAAAUCUUUCCCUUCCCAUUGAGGUUAUCCAGCUGCUCUCGUGUGAGCACGAAUACAUAAGUGAUUUUUCAGAACAAGAUGAGCUUGAAGACAACAGUCUAUUUUUUCUUGAAAACUUCGAGCUGGAAAAUGAAGAAAAUGAUGAAAAUAAAGAAAAUUAAUUAAAAACUGGGUUUUCACAAUUUUUAGGGC